Molecule: messenger RNA, 6213 nt
Organism: Zerene cesonia (dogface butterfly)
Lineage: Eukaryota; Metazoa; Arthropoda; Insecta; Lepidoptera; Pieridae
Gene: Cyp40
Product: peptidyl-prolyl cis-trans isomerase D
Exons: 8
Coding region: 195-1343 (382 amino acids)
Biological process (GO): protein peptidyl-prolyl isomerization
Cellular component (GO): intracellular membrane-bounded organelle
Molecular function (GO): peptidyl-prolyl cis-trans isomerase activity; protein binding
Source: RefSeq, a predicted model, not a curated record
CAGAUAUCGUUCUGUGAUUGAGGUAGGUCGUAAAUUCGCAAACCGUCCUUUUCUUUGUUUUUAUUUUGUUUAAUGGUUUCAUUGAAUAAUUUCUGAAUAAAAAAUAAUGCGAUCGUCAAUUACACGUUUGUGGUUGUGCUUUUACAUCAAUAUCCUAGCGUAAAAGUGUUAUCAUCGAUGUGAUCUGGAUAAAAAUGAUAUCGGAGACUCAAACAAAACAAAGAAAUCCUUUAGUAUAUUUAGAUAUAUCAAUAGACGGUGUUAAAGCUGGUCGUGUGGUGAUAGAGUUACGGCGGGAUGUGGUACCAAGAACAGCUGAGAAUUUUAGAGCUCUGUGUACUGGAGAGAAAGGAAUUGGAACGUUAGGAAAACCUUUACAUUAUAAAGGCGUGAAAUUCCAUAAAGCAAUAUCACAGUUUAUGGUACAAGGUGGAGAUAUUAUUAAUGGUGAUGGGACCGGCGGUGAGAGUAUUUACGGACCAACAUUUGAAGAUGAAAACUUUAUACUCAAGCACGAGGCUGGCGUGCUCAGUAUGGCGAACGCGGGGCGGCCGCACACGAACGGAUCGCAGUUCUGCGUGACCAGCGUGCCGUGCCCGCACCUCGACGGCACCAACGUGGUGUUUGGUGCCGUGCGCGCCGGCCUGCGCGUGCUGGAGGAGGUGCAGCGGACUGCGGACGAUUGCCGGCCUAGUGUGCAAUGCGUCAUAGAGGAUUGUGGGGAGAUAACAGACCUGGAGACGUGGGAUGUGUGCUGCAGGGACGGUACAUCAGAUCGGCUGCCGGAGUUUCCUGAAGACCUGAGGACCGAGCUAACUAUGGAGGAGCUGCUGGCCGGCAUACAGGACAUAAAGUGCAGCGGCAACGCGCACUUCGGCGGCGCGCGCUACAAGGCGGCGGCCGGCAAGUACAGCAAGUGUCUGCGGUACGUCGAGCACGCGGCCAGCGCGCUGCCCGCCGCCGACGGCCAGCAGCGGCAGAAGUUGUACGAAAUGAUGGAGACGUACCGGGCGCAGUGCAGCCUCAACCUCGCCGCGUGCUACGCGCGCCUGCAGCGGCACGCCGCCACGCUCAAGUGCUGCAGCGAGGUGUUACGCAUCGACCCGAGAAACGAGAAAGCGCUGUACCGGCGCGGCCAAGCGAAUUUCGCCCUUAAGAACUACGACGCGGCGCUAUCGGAUCUCAAACUGGCGGACAAAGUGUCGCCGAACAAUAAAGCCGUGCAAAGACUCUUGGAGGAAGUGAAAAUGACCAAUAAAAAUUACAACGAAAUCCAAAAACAGAGGUUGUCAAAAUUUUUUCGUGACCAAAAAGAAAAAGGAGCCGCCUUCGGACAUCACUGAGUUGAGGUUGAAUGUUGUUAUUUAUAAGAUGUGAAUAUCGCCGUAGAAAUGUGUGUCGAUCGCUUCGAGAUCUGUUGUACUUGCUGAUGAAUACGUAAAAUAUACAUGGAGAAACACGUACUGUACUAACUGAUUAAUGAAACCGAGGAAAUACAUGCAAAAAGCAGGCGUAAUUGUGUAGAGUGCAAUUUGGUUCUUACUUAUUUAUCGAGCCUUCUUUAUGUAUGGCUAUCUCUUUCUGUGGGUAAAACGUCAUUAUUAAAGCGAGAGAGAUAGCGUGCUAGCAUUGACUUGUAUAAGUUACAAAAUAUCACUUUUAGCGUUUUGCGUUUAAGAAUAGCAAGCGUAGGUUUUAAAAUAUAAAUCCAAAAUCCAUUACUUUCAAAUUUCGUGUUUACACAUACACAACACAGAUGUAAGUCACGCACACGCUGCUGUGUCGUGGAGCAUAUUCGAAUUUCGAAAUUGAAAUCGAAAAUCGACAUAUUUAAUUUUGACUUUCGCUUCUAUAUUACGAUUUAUUAUUUAGGAAAUUUUAUGAAUUUAGAACGUUGUUAGUUUUUUACAAUUAGUCCAUAAUUUUACUAUUGAACAAUUAAUUUUUUGAUAUUGAAAUUUAUUUUCGAUUUAAUACUCUUUUGUAGUUUUAUACUAAAUCGAUGUUAAUAUUUGAUAUGCAAUGUGUUGAACAGUCCUUUUUGUGUGUUAAGUUGAUAUUACACUUUCGUCAGUAAUCAUUUUUAUUAAAAAAAAAGUUUAAAUGCUAUGAAUAGAAAAUUUGAUUAACUAGAAAUUGUGAAAAAAAUUGAUAUAUCAACGCAAUUAUAAAAAAAUUAACGCUUUUGUAUGUCUUGCCGUGAAUAAUAGUGCCUUAAUCCUGUUAUUUGUAGCAAAAUAUUAUUGAGUUAUUGAAUUAGAAUCGUUAAUAUUAUUUGGCUUAUUCCAUUCGUAGAUUAUUUGGAGUAAAUUGACGCACAAGUGUUCGAUUAAUUUUUUUUAUAAAUGAUUUAUAUUGAUUGAGACGUAAAUUAUUUGGUCAUAAGCUGGUCACAAUGACCAGACGUUAUACGAUAUUGGACAGGAAAAGGAGUCGUUUCUAGAUAAAAGAAAAAGUGUGUAGAAGAAUUGUUAAGAAAGAUGAUUGAACAUCAAUUAUCAGCUAUUGAUUAUAUAUUUUCUAAACUUAACGUAACAGUUACAAUCGGAGAGGAGACUAGCGUGAUAUUUACUGUUUUUAGGGAUUUAUGAGAGAUAUGUAUGGUGAGAUUUGACUCGAAUGACAGUGCGAAAAUUAUAUGUACCAGUGUUAAUAUAAGGGUCAAAUGUUAUUGCUAAAAUGACGAGAGAUGAAACAGAACUUAACAAAGAGUAAAGAGACUUUCUGAGAUAUUGAAAAAAUAGGCAGAAUAGGAAAUGAUUUGAAUGGAACAGUAGCUCUAGUAUGGAGAUAUAAAGUUAGAGAUGCGGAAAAUAUGGAGGAUGCUUAAAAUCCGAUGGUGCUAUAUCAACUAGCGAAUUGGAAGUGCCAGAUAUAUUAGACUAGAAAGUUGUAGGGGUUUCUAGCGGUUUUUAUACAUUUUUAUACAUAAGUAAAUUGGAUAACGGCAUAAAUUACUCCAAGACUUGCACUUCGUGUAAGUGUCAAAGUGUCAAUGUGUAAGUGGUGUUUCUUUAUACACUUAAAUAUUUUUCCUUGUUGUUAUGAUCAGUUUAUAUGUAGGUAGCGACUGUCGUUUGUAAUUUAUAGAGAAGUGCGGCAAACCAUUUUGAGUACAUUUAGAUUGAGUUUGGCUUGAUAUCUCGUAGCAGCUGUUGUGAUUCUUAAUGUGUAAUAUUACUAAUUUUGAAUUAUUGAAAACUGACAGACGUUACGAUAAAUUACGUUUGAGAGCUGGUGAUUCAGCAGAAAUUUACAUUAUGUCUGUCAUCUCUAUUAUAUUCGUAUUCGAAAUUUUUUUAUAACUAAAAUUUAUGAAAAACGACCACAAAUCUUAAUUUCAAAUAUAGCGUAUGGUUAAGCAAUGAUCUUAAUUUGUGUAAAAAAUAUUACGAUGUGUUUUCUUAUGUUUCAAUUAAUACGUACAUUCAAGAAUCGUUCAGAAUAUAUGCAGUUUUGUUCCUAGAUUUAUAUAUGUUGUAUGACAUCCGUGUAUGUUCGACAAAUAAUUGACAAUUAAUAUCGGUAUUGAAAUUUUUAUGUGUGCCUGUGAAAUAGAGUUCAUAUGGGUGAUUACCGAAUUUAGAAUAGUAUGAAUAAGUAUGUCUUAAUUUUUGGGGAAAUAACUCGAACCUAAAUCGAAAAGUUAAGGAUUCGGGACCAGACGAGCGUGCAAUGAUGAAAAGAUUAUUCAAGUUAUCUGAUCAUUAUCGACAUGAUCACUGUUCGAAACGGUGAUGGAAAAUAUCGUGAUGAUUCACACCUGGUCACAUGUCGAAGUACUAAAAGUACUACGACAUGUGCCAAUGAGCUAGGUAGUGGAUUAUGGUCUGAACCCAUUAUGGUAUGUGUCUUUGCAGUGGGUACAUAUAUGGGCUGAUAAUUAUAUAAUAUAGAUUAAAAUAGUUAUUAUAUCGGUGACAAGAAAAAUCAGCCACGUACAAUAAGUUUCCGUUAUUGGAACUACCCUAUUAUCGGUUGUUACUCUUAGGCACUUUGCUAAGAACUCGAGACACUCUUGUCGCGUCGUCGUGUGUAAAUCUAGGAAACAUCGUUAUUCGUGUAUUUAAAACGGAUUGUAAAUACAUAGUUAUUGGUUAGGCUAUUUUUAAGUUAUCUUCAAGUAUACGUGUUAGUGUAUGCUUAAAUGAUCUCCGUCGUUACGUAUUACUUAUAAUGUCUGAACAUCAAUAAAAACACUUAGAAAAAAAAAUGUUUUUAAUUAUGUUCAUCUGUAUUUUUUAAUUUAACUUGUUGGUUUUGUUUGGAUAGUUCAACUAACUCGUAGUGAUCUAACUGGGUUUCUUUUUGUAGAUAGUUUAAAUAUUAUCUAUUAUGUAAAAGCUAAUUUGUUUUAAUAUGUAAAUAGCGAAAGUCUCAAUAUUUACAGUAUCAUUAACGUCACAAACGCCUAUUAAGAGGGCGCCUAAAAUGAUCCGAGGGGCGUUGUAUAAACUAUUCAUUCAAAUUUACACUUUAUUUCGCGAUGGUAAUGUUCAAAGUGUAUUAUAUAUAUCUGCACACGCUAAUUAGAUAAUUUUGCCUAACAGACGCAUAAACAGAUUUUUGUCUCGGACAAUCUUUUGCGUAUUUAUGGGCCUACUUAUUAAUUGUACGUCAAUGUACAGAUAUAUGUAUAGAUUUUGUACAACCAUUUAUCGUAAUUUGCUAUUUGUAAAUCGUUUACAAUAGGCGAGACAAUUUGUGUAGGUAUAUACAAAUACAGUGAUAUAUAGUAAAUACUUGUAUAGUUUCAAUAGCCACGAUAAGGAGCCAUAGUGAAGUAUACGAAUAUUAUAAAACGUCUUAUAAUUAUAGUAUAAAACGUGUAAACUCCCUUUGUUAUUUGAUGUACCGUAGUUUGACACCUAUUAAACAGUGUAAGAUAAGGAUGGCAAUGUGUUUACUCUCGAUGUCUCUAUCUUACAUCACUCAACAGCGCAGUUUUGGUGGAGUACUUUCAAAUUUCUUUUAUAUUCUUUGCCUUCUUAAAUUCUUAUAAAAAUCGUCUAUUUAAUCAAGUAAAUUUAAUAAUUUCAUAAGAGCGAAAUAGAUAAACAUAUUCACCUGGAAUAUAAUUCGUGCAAUAUUACAAUUCAUGAUAGGCAAUUGGUGUAACAGUACCCAAACUAUUUUCCUAUCAGUUUUCCUUCACUCAAAGAUCUAUUUUACAUAUUAUACCACCUACCGACAAAAAAGAGUAAAUAUUUUGUCAUUAUCACUCAGUGUAUAAUUGAAAUUGCAAUUAUGAUAUGUAAUAUUCCAAAAGCUGUUGAUAAUUAGUACGAUAUGUAUCUACAGGCCACCAAUAUAUCUCUGAAAUGAGGGAUGUCGUCACCGUCGCUUCUGUGUAAACUUUAGAAUUAUUCUUAUCCUUUACAAUAAUAAUCGGGGCUCAUUCAUACAUCAUUACUUUUGAUGUCUUUUGGCAUAUUUAACAAUUAAAAUAUCUAACAACUAAAAUAGAGAAAGAUAAUAAAACACACAGAGAACUUAACAGAAAACAAUGACAAUUCAACAUUCAGUUAAAUGUUUCACAAUUUCAGAGAUUAGUUUGUGGCAUUGUAUUAAGUUUGUAACAACAGCUUUUAUUCUUUAUCAAACAAAUAGCAUUUAAUAUACAGUAAUCACACGAUAAUGUAACCAAUAGCUGGAUUUCCAUUUUUAGAAUACAACCGGACUCGAGCAUAAUAAUAAGUUAUAUGUAAUUUUAGAUUAAGUAAUGUAAUUAUAAGUCACAAUUAGAUUAGCUUUUGGACUAUCAUUUAUGACGAUAACUUACUGUUGUGGGACUAGUUUUAAUAAUCCAAUAUAUAAGACGAUUACUAGCAUUUCAUCAUCGAUUUUUUCUGGUUACUAUUUUUCAAGAUUAAGCUGGUAUGGAUCGUUGUAUUGAUAUUAUAUUUUCUCAUUCAAAGACGUGAUAUUGCUGGAUAUUUACUCCAAGAAGAUAAUUUUUCAUUCUAUUACUCUUUUCUUCUUCAGCCAUAAACUAGUAAUGGGUCUUAUUAUUGAUUUAAGUGUAAUCUACUUAAACUGUAGACUUAGUUAAUUUCUUAAUACCUGAAGUACAUCAUUUAAAAUGACAAUAAAGGAGAAAGUAAGUGUCGUCAAAUUAUAGUUCAACCGUUUCUGGAUUAGCCGAUUCCACAAUAGUUAUAGUUUUAUACUGGACUCUACAUGACAUAAUAAUAUACAAAUUUUUAAUAAAAA